CUUGCUUCUUCCUCUCUUCUCCUCUUCUUUUUUUUCUCUUUUCCUUCUGCCCUGACUCCCUCUGCCUCUGCUUUGCCGCCAAUUAGUUCCAGCCAUGGCGACAAACAUCCACCCCGAGUCUCCGGAGGACUUCGAGUUCAUCCAGACUCCCGCCGCCCCCUGUACCACCCCAGCUGAGGACUGCGGUGUGCGGACAACAUCGUAUCCCGCCAUCAAAAAUGCCCCCGUCCCCGCGGAUUCGGCUGGCAGUGAUAGCUUCUCCAAUAUCCUGCUGUUCUCCCUACUUCUCCUCGUCCCUUGGUACUCGGCUCGCCAGGUGGGUGGAGGAUUCUACACCACCAUCUUCUUUGCCAUCUUCACCACAAUCCCCAUCCUGAUGGUGUUUUGGUCGGUGGCUUCCUCCAUCUCUCCCCGCAAGAACGAGAAGGCCAAGUAUGCCGGUCGCCCAGUCGAGCACUAUCUGGAUUUCCACAGCGAACAUGACCGCGCUACAUACCACGGAAAGAGCAAGAUUCCCAUGGAGGUCUUCUACGAGAAGUACUUCAAUGGCGAGGUUGACUUCAAGGGAGAUGCCCUGGAGAUCCUGGAAUUCCGACACGACUGGGCCAAUUUCCGUUUCACCAUGGGCCUUUUCAAGCACUUCCUGUUUGGUUUCAUUCCCGAAUUGCUCGUCCACUCUCGCUCUCAAGACGAAGAGCAGGUGCGUGACCACUACGACCGUGGCGAUGACUUCUACGCCUGGUUCUUGGGCCCUCGCAUGAUCUACACCUCUGGUCUCAUUUCCGACGUCAACAGGGAAGAGACCCUGGAGGAGCUUCAGGAUAACAAGCUGGCUGUCGUUUGCGAAAAGAUUGGCGUGAAGCCCGGCGAUACCAUUCUCGACCUUGGCUGUGGCUGGGGUACCCUUGCUAAAUACGCCUCCGUCCAUUACGGCGCCCAAGUCACUGGUAUCACUCUCGGUCGUAACCAGACUGCCUGGGGCAACAAAGGUCUUUGCAACGCUGGCAUUGAGGACUCUCAGAGCCGUGUCUUGUGUUUGGACUACCGCGAUGCUCCUCGUGUGGAUGGUGGCUAUAAGAAGAUCACCUGCCUGGAGAUGGCCGAGCACGUCGGUGUGCGGCACUUCAGCACUUUCUUGUCUCAGGUUUACGAUAUGCUGGACGACGAUGGCGUCUUCUUCUUGCAGAUCGCCGGUAUUCGCAAGUCUUGGCAGUAUGAGGAUUUGAUCUGGGGUCUUUUCAUGAACAAAUACAUCUUCCCCGGUGCCGACGCCAGUACUCCCCUCGGAUUUGUCGUCGACCGACUCGAGGGUGCCGGAUUCGAGAUCAAGGCUGUUGAUACCAUUGGUGUUCACUACUCCGCCACUCUCUGGCGCUGGUACCGCAACUGGAUGGGCAACCGUGAGAAGGUCGAGGCCAAGUACGGCAAGCGCUGGUUCCGCAUCUGGGAAUACUUCCUGGCCGCCUCCACCAUCACCUCUCGCCAGGGCGGUGCUACCUGCUGGCAGUUGACGCUGGUCAAGAACAUCAACUCUACUCACCGUGCCGAGGGCAUUCAAACCCAGUUUGGCCUCAAUGCGGCUCGUGAAUCUGCUGCCCAGAACGUGGGUCAGGGCACCCGCCCCAGUGCUCACGUUCCUAACAAGGCGUAAAUUAUGAUGUCUCGUUGUGCACGUCGGUGCUACCUUAGAUGUCGUUUGUCUGGUAUAUUACCCAGGGCCCCCGCCUGUUGGCGCGCAAGCCCGUUACACGGCCCCUGGGGGCUCGGUGAAUCAAACUGAAGGACGAAAUCGACCUUCACUUUGUAAAGAAGACUGAAAAGCAAGGAAUGAAGGAGAUUUUGGCAAUGAGCCGUCAGUAAUCCGGUGUGUGAGAGAUGCUUCUGGUCUAAAAUCCGUUCUUCGUUCAACUAUGGGCGAGCGGGUGGUAGAUAUCAACCAGAAACCAUGUAUGUAUUAAUGAGAAAUAGACAAUCUGAUGUGUAAUUAUGGAUGGC
Molecule: messenger RNA, 1995 nt
Organism: Aspergillus steynii IBT 23096
Lineage: Eukaryota; Fungi; Ascomycota; Eurotiomycetes; Eurotiales; Aspergillaceae
Product: putative cyclopropane-fatty-acyl-phospholipid synthase
Exons: 4
Coding region: 95-1651 (518 amino acids)
Biological process (GO): cellular response to biotic stimulus
Source: RefSeq, a predicted model, not a curated record